Messenger RNA from Amoebophrya sp. A120, 1172 nucleotides. The record is from the annotation of a GenBank genome assembly. Lineage: Eukaryota; Dinophyceae; Syndiniales; Amoebophryaceae.
AUGCGUCAGUGUGGCAACUGGCAGGACUGCAAGUGCAAGAACCGCCGGGGCACGACCUUUCCGGUCCAGUGCGAUGGGGUGGUGGAGAUCUCGCGCGAACACUGUGUGAACAAUCCGCCGCCGCCGAGCUGCGGCGCGCACCAUGUGGAGGCGAGCAUUUGUGCGCGGUACCACUUCUGCCCGAAAAACCAGUGCCUGAUCCGCAACGUGUUCUGUCAGGCCGACGACCUCUGCCAGGGGGAAGGCAUCUGCAUUCCCAGCACCGGAGGCUGCGUAUUUCCGAACCUCCCGAAAGGUGUUUUUGGCUCGUUCUUUCAUCAGUACGAGGCACAAGUGACGAGAGCAUUCUUUGCUUUGCCGUUGCUCAUGUCCUCAGAAUGUCAUUCGUCGUUUUCCAUAUGAACAAUUUUGUUCCAAAGAUUUCUUGUUCAAAAUCAAAUCCAAAUGUGAGAUCACACCAUCAAGGUACGCCCUGUGACGAUAGCCUUUUCUACACGCCUCGCGAGAGCGAUAAGUGUGACGGGCUCGGGAAGUGCGUCGGCGUGCCGGACCUCUGCGAGCUGCACAAUGUGAAAUGCCUGGACGCGGAUCCGGCCUGUGCGGUGCUGCCUGGUACCUGCAGCCCGGACAGCGGGAAAUGCGUGUACCAGUUUCGGCAAGACAGCACGAUUUGCGACGACAACCGGUUCUACACGGUCGGUGACCAGUGCAGAAGCGGGCUGUGCGAGGGGGUGAUCGUGGACCUGUGCGCCAAUGUGGAGUAUUGAGAGGAAAAAUCCCCCCUCCCCAUAUUGAAAAGGUAUGUUUCCAAAAAUUUGUGUUGCGGAUUUGAGGUCACAAAUCACAUCUGUCUUGCAAGAAGACAAGGGCAGAAGCUUCCGCCCCAUUAUGGAAGCGGUUUGCCAUGCUGUUGGGCCUAAAGGGGGGCCGUUUGCCAUGCUGAACUACUAGACCCAUACGCCCCUACCUAGCCUGGGGAUCUGGCCGCAGUGCCUCUCUGCAAUACAAAGCUGAUUUGUGGCCACAAAUCAGCAUCACGAAUUUCCGUUUUGAUAUGGGGACGGGGGAUUUUUCAUUUUGAUAUGGAGUGCGGAAAACCCGCCAACGACCCCUGCCGGGGGGACGGGCGGUGCCAGCCCGCGACGGGGCGGUGCGCCUUCCCGGAGCUGCCG